UAACAUGAAACCUGAAAUUUGAAAUUUGAAAUAAUUAUCAUCUGGUUUCUCUCGUCUCAUGGGUGCUGAUCUCUUCUUAUUUGCUUCGGUGGAAGCGACCUCAACGAGGUUGAGCCUCAAUUGGUUUCCAACGCUCUCUUUAACGCAUCACAUGUUCAAGUUUUCUCCAAAACCACUCUUAAUUAUUUCUUCUCCCAAAAGAAGAUUUCGUUAUCAAUCCAUUUCCUGCUCUGAUCACAAUUCUUCAUCGCCGGAUUUUUGUAUUGUUUCAACUUCUGAGUGUUCAGACGGUAGCGUUUUGUUUCGGUUUGGAGAUAGAAGAAAUGUGCAAGUAGAAAAACCGCCAGCGUACAAAGAGGAUGAAGCAAAAGUAUCAGGUAAAGUAGAGAAUCUGGAAGAGGAAGGUCGUAAUGGUGAUAUUUUAAGUAAAAAAGUCGUCCAUCGUGUUAAGAGACGAGUGGAAACACGUGAUCAAGUCACUCGCAAUGAAAGUGAAAACGAUAUUUCUGAUUAUGUUGAUGCAUAUUCUGACCAAGAUUGUAGUAGGAAUGCUAAUGGUGAAAUUUCAAGUCCAGUUACCAUGACUGGGGAUGAUUCUGAAUAUAGUGUAAAAGUAGAAAAUAGCAGAGCAUUUGAAGGCAAUUCUGAAAGAAAUGAUAAUGACCAAGUUAGGACAGUUGUUGAAGCCAAACUGGGGGUAGAAAAUGUUUGUAAUUCUUUGGAAGUUUUGUAUGAUAGAGUCUCUGGUGAAAUAGCAACUCCAAUUUUUCCUUCUGGGUCUGAAUUAGAAAACAGAUCAUCUAAUAGUCAUGCAUCUCGUAGCAUUAAGGAAGAAAGUGAGAGCCAGAGCCAGAGUGUAGUUGUGCAAGCUUCUACCGCUGUGAAUAGAGAUAAUGUGGAUACAGUGACUAACUAUGUCUCUGUUGUAGAUGAUACUGAGGUUCAUGUGAUUGAAGGAAUGCCUAAGUCCAUUCCUUCGGAAGCAGAUGCAAUUCCUGAUGAUGAUAGCACAGUGAAAGAGUCUGCUGACACUCUUGGAAAUGUGAUCUCAAAAAUGGUAGAAGAAAUAACCGAUGGUGACCACCCAAGUGUUAAUACUACAAUGUUGUCAAUUUCUGAUGCUGUGGUACUCCAAUCAGUUGAACAUACUUUGAAGAGGAAGGAAAUGCCAACAGAAGAACUUUAUUUAUCAUCUGGUGCUGCUUUAUUGCAACGUCCUGCUAAGGCAUUGACAGGUGGGCAUGAUGCCUAUUUUGUUGCUUGCCAGAACUGGCUAGGCAUUGCUGAUGGAGUUGGCCAGUGGUCAUUAGAAGGAAUCAAGGCUGGGUUGUAUGCUCAAGAGUUCAUGGAAAACUGUGAAAAGAUUGUAUCAGAAAGCCAAAACACUUCAAUGACUGAUCCAGUUAAAGUUCUUACCAGAAGUGCUGCAGAAACACAAUCUCCUGGAUCUACUACAGUUUUGGUUGCUUAUUUUGACGGUCAGACUUUCCAUGCGGCUAAUAUUGGAGACUCAGGAUUUGUGAUCAUAAGACAUGGUACUGUCUUUAAGAGGUCUUCUCCAAUGGUUCAUGAGUUCAACUUUCCGUUGCAGAUUGAGCGAGGCGAUGAUCCCUCAAAACUUGCUGAGGUGCACAAAAUUGAUUUGAUUGAGGGUGAUGUAAUCGUGACUGGUACAGAUGGGCUAUUUGACAAUCUAUUUGAGCAAGAAAUAGCACUUAUUGCUACCAGGUCUCUGCAAGAUGGUUUUAAAGCUCAGGAAAUAGCAGAAUCCUUGGCCAUGAGAGCUCAAGAAGUUGGUAAGUCUGAAUCUGCAAGGAGUCCAUUUGCUAAUGCAGCUCAAGCAGCUGGAUAUAUUGGAUACAACGGUGGCAAGCUUGAUGAUGUGAGCAUUAUCGUAUCAUUGGUGGAAAAGAGGUCUACUUCUCACUAGCCGCACGAUUUUAUCUUUCAAACUGUGAAUGCAGAUAGUGAUGCUUGUUUUCUGGUGACUUGGAAGGGAAAUGCUUGUUGUUGCAACUAAUGGGAAAUUUGGAUUUCGGAUGUGUUUAAUUAAUUGGGAAUUAAUCGUUAUAUAAAAUCAUAUAUCAGCUCUUUGUAUAAGAGCUGUGUCUUUAUAUCUA
This is a messenger RNA of Mangifera indica (mango), 2120 nucleotides long. RefSeq names its product probable protein phosphatase 2C BIPP2C1. The transcript is spliced from 9 exons. The record is from RefSeq and is a predicted model, not a curated record. Bases 59 to 1930 code for a protein of 623 amino acids. Lineage: Eukaryota; Viridiplantae; Streptophyta; Magnoliopsida; Sapindales; Anacardiaceae.